This is a messenger RNA of Strongylocentrotus purpuratus (purple sea urchin), 1392 nucleotides long. RefSeq lists its product as uncharacterized. The transcript is spliced from 2 exons. The record is from RefSeq and is a predicted model, not a curated record. NCBI's taxonomy places the organism in Eukaryota, Metazoa, Echinodermata, Echinoidea, Camarodonta, Strongylocentrotidae. The coding region runs from base 183 to 833 and encodes 216 amino acids.
GAGCACGUGUCCAUAUCGUGCACAUUUGAUAUCGAUCGCUAGGUAUUGACUAAUUUACCGGUGUUUUAAUAAUUCGCCGGUUGUCGUACACAUUUUGUUCCAAUACUUCAGUUAUAAUACAUCGGGGAUAUUAUUCUGCAUUUAGAAAGUUGAAAGAGGAUUCAGAACUCCAGUGUUUAGUAAUGAGUGAUAGCAAGGAGAUAGCGGUGGAGAUUCGUGGGAGCCAAGAAUCUCUAGGAGAUUCAGUUCAUAGCAUGGAUUCUUCCCCACCGAAAGAGAACGGUCCCCUGAUAGAGCAGCCCCUUCCCCCUCCCCUGCAGAAUGGAACCCCAGGGACUCCCCCGCCAAAUGUCGGCAACGGACCUUCUUUGUCACCCACCUUCCAGAUCGUUGCGCCCCAUCAAGAUUACCUACACAUCUCUGCUCCGACGUCUCCUGCCCAACACCACACUCGCAUCCGAGUACACAAAGGAGAUUCAAGCUCUGCAAGCUCCUCUGACGAAGAUAAACCCCAUGUGCCUUACCCAAAGACUGCUUCAACCCCCAAUAUCCAUGCCAACAGCUUGGCUGUGGAAGGGCUGAACGGGAUGUCUGGACCGGUCACACGGUCAGUGUCCGCUUCACCUGGCAAGAGGCCACUGGGAAUGAGUAAGAUGGAAGUUCGUAUGAGAGGGCUAUCAGGUUACGACAUGGCAACACAUAGUGAUUCCGAUAUCGGUAAGACUUUUCUUUUUUUUCCCCCUUCUUUUCGUCCAAAAACGCUCACAAUUAUUUGUUUAUUUUAUCUAUUUUUACAGGUUAACUCUUUCCCACCAUUGUUGGUGGUCGCAUAAAACCCAUAUCUGGAAAGUAGCAUUUAUUCAAUACACGUUUCUUUAAUGAUGGAAGUCUCAGAAAUAAAGACAAUAAGUUGUUUAUCUGUUUUUCAUUUAGAUGAAUGAAAACAGAAGUCAUUGUAGAACAUUCAUGCCAAUAAAAAAAGAAGCAAAUCUUCAUGCUAAUAAUAAUUUUAAAAGACAGUUCUUCUACGACAGUCGUUCGGAAAUUCAGUGGCACAUGUACAUGUAUACAGGUGCAUGUAAAGAGUUUCAUGUAAUUAUGAUGAAUGAUAUCUUUGGAGAUGUGAAUUGGUCUUGAUCUGCACGGUCAGCUGUCUGCCUUCGCAUACAUUUACUAAUUGAGCUACUGACCCUGGCUGAUAGACUCCUGUUCAAAACUGAGUCGUGUCUUUCUGAUGGUUAAAGCCCCCACUCCCCAGACGUAUUAAAGUUCAUUGACUGAUACAUGUCUGUGAAAUCUCAAUUACACACAAACACACACACAGGCACGCAGGCUCUCGAAUUUGACAAGUCUUGAUCAAACUUUUUCCGCUUAAAACAAAUAUUUUGUGAA